This is a messenger RNA of Trichoderma asperellum CBS 433.97, 1044 nucleotides long. RefSeq lists its product as uncharacterized. The record is from RefSeq and is a predicted model, not a curated record. Lineage: Eukaryota; Fungi; Ascomycota; Sordariomycetes; Hypocreales; Hypocreaceae.
AUGUCACAAGUCUUUUGCCACGCUCGAUUGGAUUUCUCCCUCUACCCAAUCCCUGUAUGCUCAGCCUCCCAGGUAGGAGUCGCUGAGGCGGCAACUUCGUACUUGGCUUUGUUGCAUCGUUGGAGUGCAGCAUUGGUACUCGAGAUCACCAUUGAUGUUUCUACCCCAGCUACAACACAAGACAACAAUGUUGUCCUUCUCCAUUUUCAUGGAGGAUUCUUGUUAAUUGGAGAAAAGACAACAUUUCCGCCUUACUGGCUAAGCAACGCAUGCAAAAAUAGAGGUUGGACAUACGCGACUGAUUCAUACCGGUUACUGCCAGAAGCAGACGGCCGUGAGAUAUUGAAAGAUGCCUUAGACGCUGUUCACUGGGCCUAUAACAACGUCUCGCGUCGAAUCGUUAUAGCUGGCUCUAGUGCAGGCGCUCAUGUAGCUUUUACAGCAACAGCUAGCCCUUUAUGCCCGAAACCUCUCGCGAUACUAUGCAUUUACGGCAUGCUUGAUUUUUUGAAUAGUCGAUAUAUUCAUUCUGGACAUCGUCUGAGAGAAGGUGUUCCCAAUGAAAAUGAAGUCCUGGAAGAGAUUGAUGCUGCUAUGCAAGGUGCUAACGCAAUGAUGGUCACGGAUCAACUAUUCAAGUCGGCUUCUACGAUGCAUCAGGCAGCACGAGAUAUUGACGUGCUUACCCGUUCACCUGGUUUAACGGAAAAGAUUGCAAAGGAAGGUAUUCAAGCGAUACCGAAGGAGUAUUGGCCACUAUUUCCAGCAACCUUGGGGCUAAAUGAAAACUUUCCGUCAACUGUUCUCCUUCAUGGAGAUGUGGAUGAUUUGGUUGAUUUUGGGCUGAGUUCAUCCGUUGCUUCAAAAUUUGAAACUUUCGGGAUCGAUGUUCAUUUGGAACGCGUCGUCGGUCAGGGCCAUGGCUUUGAGGCACAUGAGUAUAUCGACUUGGAUGUUGAGGACUGUGUGGAAGACCGGCAUGGGAAGAGAGAAAGUCUUAAACGAGUUGUUGAGUUGCUUGAACGUUAUGCUAAGGAGAGCUGA